Messenger RNA from Prunus armeniaca (apricot), 228 nucleotides. NCBI's taxonomy places the organism in Eukaryota, Viridiplantae, Streptophyta, Magnoliopsida, Rosales, Rosaceae. The record is from the annotation of a GenBank genome assembly.
AUGGAGAAAGCAAAAUCAUCCUUUCAUGGUCACGCUAACGGAGGUCUCACCACUGUUCUUUCUAUUGAUAGAGGUGGAAUAAGAGGGAUUAUUCCAGGAGUUAUGCUUGCAUUCCUAGAGUCUAUGCUUCAGAAGAUAGAUGGUGAUCAUGUAAGGCUUGUAGAUUAUCUUGAUUGGGUUGUAGGGAUGAGCAGGCCUUAUGGCGUCUAUGCUUGCUACCCCAAAUAA